AUGUCGGAUACAACACAAUUUCACGUGCCUGACGGCUACUCGCCGCCAUUUGCGGUAGUCUCUGGAUCGGACCAUGGAGGCAUUAUCAUCGUUGUGACCUCCAUAGGAUUGGCGAUGGCCAUAUUCUCGACCAUAAUUCGCGUCUACGUGAAGGCAGUUUCAAGACAGCAAGCCGGACUGGACGACAUUCUUCUUGCCAUUGGCACACUACUCGCAUUCGCCCAACAGAGCGUUAUCCUGGCCGCUUGCGCGAAAGGCCUUGGACGAUCAGUCGGGUUGAUACAGCCUUCUGCGCUUCGAUACGUUGAGAAGUCAUUUUACAGUAGCCAGAUUCUCACUGUCCUCGCCCUCGGGCUUUGCAAGUGCUCUGUGGCCUACUUUAUUGUCAGGCUGACCCCCAAAUCGACGAUGCAGAAAACCAUGGACUCCAUCAUCAUCGCAUCUAUUGCCUGGACCGUUGCUGCAGUCCUUGCAUUUGCACUGCAAUGCAGCCUUACCGAUCCCUGGUCCUUUGAAGAUGGCUCUUGCACAAAUGUGUAUGUUCGUGUAAUGGCCAUCUGCGCAUUCGACAUAGCACUGGAGCUGGCGCUUUUCAUGGCUGCUAUACUGCUUGUAUCCAGGCUACACACCGCCCUACUCAAGAAAGCCAUUGUCGUCUUUGCCUUUGGGUUGCGCCUGCCAAUAGUCGCCUUUAUUGCCGCUCGAAUGGCCACGUUCAAUCGAGACGAUCUCACCAACUUCGCUCGGUCUGAGAGCCUCUACUUGGUCUGGACCGUGACACAGAUCAACUAUUCACUGAUCUCAGCGACGCUACCAAUCUUCCGCCCCUUCAUCAAAGAUCUUUCAACAUUCUACGGCGCGCUGCAACACAGUGAUUCUUCCAGCGGCUCCAGAUCUCGAUCCAAAUCGUAUCAAUUGUCGACAUUUAAGACGAGACGUUCAGAUCAAGCGAAGGGCAGCAAGGGCAGCAAGGGCAGCGUACUCGGGAGUAAUCAUCAAUCCUUGAGCAAUGAUGGUCUGAUCUCGUUCGACUUUGGCGCUGAUAAUCUGGACGUUCACACAACUACUCAAUGCGAAGCUGAAGUGCAGAGCGGGCCAUCGAGGACUUCUGACAACCCUCAUCUGAGCAACCAUAGCCUGGGAAGCAACGAUAGCCAAAAGAUGAUAAUACGCGUGGAUAGAACGGUCGAUGUGGUGGACAGACCUUUAUGA
This is a messenger RNA of Zasmidium cellare ATCC 36951, 1212 nucleotides long. RefSeq lists its product as uncharacterized. NCBI's taxonomy places the organism in Eukaryota, Fungi, Ascomycota, Dothideomycetes, Mycosphaerellales, Mycosphaerellaceae. The record is from RefSeq and is a predicted model, not a curated record. The transcript has a single exon. The coding region runs from base 1 to 1212 and encodes 403 amino acids.